This is a messenger RNA of Acanthochromis polyacanthus (spiny chromis), 3729 nucleotides long. RefSeq names its product kelch-like family member 11 (gene klhl11). NCBI's taxonomy places the organism in Eukaryota, Metazoa, Chordata, Actinopteri, Pomacentridae. Gene Ontology annotation, molecular function: protein binding. The record is from RefSeq and is a predicted model, not a curated record. The coding region runs from base 301 to 2418 and encodes 705 amino acids. The transcript is spliced from 2 exons.
CGGCAGUGGGAUUCAUCGCAACACGCAUGCGCGGCAUCGGUGAAUCCCUAAAACAAAAGGUAAACUUCGCUGAAAUUAGGACGACUUAAUGCGUCAUUAUAGCUUUAAAACAUCCGUAUCAUCUUGUAGUUUGGUGUAUUUGCGUCAGGGACGUGACUGUUUUGUAUUUACGGAGAUAUCAGCCUAAAUGUGAGAGCCUCCCAUUGGCAGUCCAGUAAAACCCGGCUGCGUUCGGAGUCUUCUUGAAGACGGAAGUGAGCGCUCCUGUUCUCCGGUGCAGCCUCUGAACGCAGCGCCUGCAUGUCAGUCCUUGAAUGUUUGUUUACGUGUGUUGUUUCUACCUAUGAGCUCGUCCCAAAGAUACUUCCUCUACCUCUGACUUUCUCCCCCUGCGGUAUGGCGGCGGCGGCAGAAGAACCGGAGGACUGCGGCCGGAGCAGCCAGGGAGCGCUAACAGGUGACGGCGAACCGGAGGAGGCCGAGGAGUUCACCUGCUCGGCCUACUGCUCCGAGCUCUCCCGGCGGCAGAACGAGCAGCGGAAGGCGGGGCAGUUCUGCGACGUGAGCCUGGUGUUCAGCUCCGGUGCUCUGCCCUCCGGGGUCCACACCUUCUCCGCUCACCGCUCGGUUCUGUCGGCCGCCUCGCAGUACUUUACAAUGCUGCUGGGCGGACAGUUCUCCGAGUCCCGGUCCGGCAGAGUGGAGCUGAAGGAGUGGAGCUCCGCCACCGGGCCGGACCCGGACACCGUGGAGCGGGUGGUCCAGUUCAUGUACACGGGAGAAGUCCGGGUAACCACCGCCAAUGUGCAUGAAGUCCUGGAACUUGCUGACAGGUUCCUUCUGGGGCAGCUGAAGACCUUCUGUGGCGAGUUCCUCAUGAAGAAGCUGAAUCUGUCCAACUGUGUCGCUGUGCACAGCCUGGCACACAUGUACACUCUGGACCAGCUGGCCCAGGGAGCCGCCACAACCAUCAGAAGAAACUUCCACAAAGUCAUCUGCAAUGAGGAAUUCUACACGCUGCCGUUUCAUCUGGUGCGAGACUGGCUGUCCGACUCAGAAAUCACCGUGGACUCUGAACAGGAACUGUUCGAUGCCAUCGUGAAAUGGGUUCACCAAAACACAGAGGAGCGAGAGAAGCAUUUCGAGGAGCUGUUCAGGCUUCUGAGGCUGCCACAGAUUGCUCCUACAUACCUGACAAGAGUGGUAAGGAAGGAGCCCUUAGUGGCGAACAAUGCAGCUUGUCUGCAGCUGGUGUGUGACGCACUCGAGGUCCACGCCGUUCGCUUCGAGAACCUCAAGUCAACAGAUUCAGAGCUCUGCGCCUCCUACAUGGCAGCGAUCCAGCCUAGAUUUGGCCAGAACAUGGAUGUAGUCAUGGUAGUGGGUGGUGUCUCAGAAGGCGGAGAUUAUCUGAGUGAGUGUGUCGGCUACUUUGUGGCUGAGGACCGUUGGGUCAACCUUCCACACAUUCACAACCACCUUGAUGGACAUGCGGUUGCUGUCACUGAGAGCCAUGUUUACGUGGCAGGGUCCAUGGAGCCUGGUUUUGCCAAGACAGUGGAGCGCUACAACCCCAACCUCAACAGCUGGGAGCAGGUCAGCAGCCUGACCAGCCGCAAGCACUCCUUUGGCCUCACAUGUGUCAAAGAUGUGCUAUAUAGCAUCGGCGGUCAUGGCAACUUCAGUCCAGGCUUCAAGGACGUCACUGUCUACGAACCGGAGCAGGACGAGUGGCUCAACCUUGAACCCGCUCCAAAGAUCCUACGAGAUGUAAAAACACUGAGUGUGGAGGAUCGCUAUGUGUACGUUAUGGCCAGGACUCCUGUGGACAUCGACAACGAGGACGGACUGAGCACCGUGACCACUCGCUAUGAUACGGAGAGUCGCAAGUGGCUUGAAGUGGACUCCCUACCCCUCAUCGAUAACUACUGCAGCUUUCAAAUGGCUGUUGCAUCCACCAACUUCUACCACACAGCUUCCUGCUGCCCCAAGAACUACAAGGUGACGGUCGAGGCCGCCCAGCAGAAAAUAAGCAGAAACAUCUCGGACGACAUCCUCGACAGCCUCCCAUCAGAGGUCCUUACCAUAGAAGGUGCUGCUGUCUGCUACCUUGGAGAAGACAUCUUCAUCGUGGGUGGAUGGAGGAACAGCAACAACCUGGACAAGCAGUACCGCAAAGAGGCCUACCGCUACUGCGCUGAGAGGAAGCGCUGGAUGCUGCUGCCGCCUUUACCUCAGCCGCGCUGCAGAGCUGCAGCCUGUCACGUCCGAGUCCCGUACCAGUAUCUGUACGGCAGCCAGCGCUACCCGAUGCCCCAGAACCUGGCUCGCCAGAGAGAUCGCAUGCAACAGAUGCAGCAGCUCCAUCGACGCACCCUCACGCUGCGACGACAGCUUCAGUCUCAGAUCGAAUGCUGAAAAUCCGCAUUGAAUAACAAGCACAUCAUCUGCUGAUUCAUGUUUUGUUCUUAUCCAAAGUUUCAGUCUUAUGUUUUGCCUUAAUUGAGAUGAAAUUAGUUUUUUUCAGUCAAAAAAAUACACUUUUAAUGUAAAAAGAGAACAGAUAGCCAAAGUGGCUACUGAAUUAGCAUUCUAGCAUAAUCAUUUUGCCUUACACUAUCAGCUUAUGCCUUACUUUUCUUCUGCUAGUAAAUCAGACUGUGACUGCUGUGAUUUUUUUUUUUCUGUGAAGAUUCUUGAUUUUAGAGCUACAUGGCUUAGCUUUUUAAAUUGUGGCCUUUGCUAACACCUAAGAGGUAAUGAUGUCAGCAUUAAUUGUGGUAUGAGCUAGAAUGCAACUAUACCAGUUACCACCCAGACCUUCUUGUGAAAUUUGGUGAGCUUAGUGUUGAGAUAUAAACCUUACAAAGUAAAUGAUGUCUGCCUUUAUUGUGAUGUAACUUAGAAGAAAAGGACCAGUGUAGUGGUGAUAAAAAUACUCCGCUGAGAAAUUAAGUAUCAGCUUUAACGUUUUGCUCCUGUCGUUACUUGCAUCUGAUUGUUUUCUACCUCCGAUUUCCACCAUGUUUUUUUGUUUUCUGUUGGCUUUUUUUUGCACUCGCGUCAUUGGAAUAUCAAAGUCUUGGUCAUAUUGUAUCUGGUGUGUGCUGAACUAGACAAUCACGUAUCUGAAUUUUUGUAGCAAGCACUAAGUAGAGAGAAAAGCACAUAUUGGGGAACAGCUUGUUUGUGAUUUUCUAUGAGGUUUUUAUAGAUUGUACAGUACUUGUUGCCAUUCCAGCGGAUGUGAUUUCUUAAAUAUUCCAGCUUGUCAAAAAUUGUUGUAUUUGACUUCCCGGGUUGCUGCAUAGCUUGAAAGAUACACUAAAUGCUGCCAUAAUAAUAAUAAUGAGAUGUCAUUUUUGCCAAAAGAAGCUUUGUUUCUUAUUUAAAUUUAAUUGUUGUGCUGUAGGGCUGGCUAGUGGAUCCAUUCCUUCAAGAUGAAAGUUUUGAGCUUUGUUGGUUUUAGUGGACAAAUUUCGUGUGUUUUUGUCCUUUGCACUUCUGGCAGAAUCUCCUCUGCAUCUUUGUCUCAGCAAAUGAAAGCACAUGUUCACAUAAAGAUAUUGCACUGUGGAAAGAUUAUACAAUGUGUGAAGCACAUUCAACUAUAAGGGUGAUGUCUUUGUGCAUGGUUCUCUCCAUGUUCCCAACUGUGCCAUAUAAUCCCAACUCUGUCUUAUUAAAACAGUUGAAUUAAAUGUAUUUCCUGCACUAAAGGAUCUGAAA